AUGCCACUGAUUCGAGUGGGAAUUGUUGGCGCCGGCAUCGGUGGCCUGGCCGCUGCCAUUGCCAUUGCCCGCAGUGGAUGUAACGUCACGAUCCUCGAGCAGGGUGUCGACAUAGGCGAGAUUGGCGCUGGCAUUCAGCUGCAUCCCAACGUAUCUCGUCAACUGAUCCGCUGGGGUGUCGACAAGAUCAUCGAGAAUGACCUGGUCGAGCCGGAAGAACUCAACACUUGGGACUGUGGGAGCGAACUGCGCUUGAUCGGACGCACUGAUCCGAAACAGGUCGCGAGACAGGCCGGCUUUCCGUGGUGGGUGGUCCGUCGCGACCAUCUCUACACGGGACUCGCCCAGUCGGCCUCGGAACAUGGCGUCAAGCUGAUUAUUCAAGCGAGAGUGGAACACAUCGACGACAGCUCGUCCCCCGUGAUGGUCGUCACAUCCUCUGGACAGACGUACGAGUUUGACCUCUUGGUCGGCGCGGAUGGCCUCAGGUCUACGGUCAGACAAUAUCUCUAUCCGGGCGUCAUGCCAUAUCCGCCCAACAAGCUAUGUGCCUAUCGAGGCGUUCUACCGUUUUCUUUGAUCUACAGAGAAAUUCCUGAGGCAAAACUAUUCGUCGGUAACAGAUUGGACACCUGGGUCGGACCAAAAGGAUAUGUGCUGACCUAUCCUACUUGCGGAGGAAAAGAGCUGAAUGUCGUGACCGCAGCCGAGUCAAAAGACUAUGUGACCAAAAUGGAAGACAUCAACAUCGAAGACUUCUACGGGUUCUAUACCAACUUCCAUCCGUUCGUCCAGAAGCUCCUGCGUUUGGUCAAAUAUACCAAACGCUGGCCUUUGCUGCAAACACCUCGAAUGCCGUCCUGGUCCAACAAAGCCAAGAACAUUGUCAUGAUAGGCGAUGCAGUUCAUGCCAUGCAGAACCAUAUGGCCCAAGGUGCGGGAACAGCUAUUGAAGACGGAGCAUUCCUGGGCCAGGUCAUUAGCGAGGUGGCCCGCGGCGCCAUCGACGUGUCGGAAGCCGUGACUCUGUUUGAGCAGAGACGGAUGCCCAAAGCAUGGAUCAAGCAACAACUCAGCCUCCAAUCCGGGUCAAUGUAUACCUUGGCGCGACCAGAGGAUCGUGAAAAGCGCAACCGAGCGGGCAGAUUUGAAGUGGCGCGGUGGGAGGACAACCCAGCCCGACAGGAGCACAGCCAUAUCGAAUACCGCAAUUGGCCGGUGGCCCGUUGUCUCGAGACGGCCAAGUCAAUUUGGUAUUACGAUGCCGAAGGGGACGCCGACAAUGCAGUGCUGGAAUAUUUGAUGAACAAGGGCACCGUGGACGAUUUCACUCAGAUGAGUGAGAAUCUGAGCCACAAAUGGAGUUCGAUCGUGUUUGGAAACGGAGUCGACGGCAGCUGGGUGGAGCCCCGGGUCGACUACCAGCACAUGAAGAGCUCUCUCUACAGAAGCACCGAAGCCGUGAGGGAUGGGAUACAGGAGUACGGUCUGCAUGAACAGGAUUAUGAUCGUUUCGGAAAGGGGUUGUAA
Fonsecaea nubica is the source of this 1530-nucleotide messenger RNA. RefSeq lists its product as hypothetical. Gene Ontology annotation, molecular function: monooxygenase activity; FAD binding. Gene Ontology annotation, biological process: secondary metabolite biosynthetic process. The record is from RefSeq and is a predicted model, not a curated record. The transcript has 3 exons. Bases 1 to 1530 code for a protein of 509 amino acids. Lineage: Eukaryota; Fungi; Ascomycota; Eurotiomycetes; Chaetothyriales; Herpotrichiellaceae.